AUGCUGCUACCAUCUUUGGCUCUGGUUCUAGCUGCUGCUCUCUCUAGAGUUUCCAGAGCAACUUCUAAGACAGCGUCUAUUUCAUAUCCAGAGUAUAUUCCCGACGAUGCCACAUGCAUUAUUCAGCUGGAUGGUACAGUUGAUGUGGAUACAGUGCUCGGUAGUGAUGCGGUCUUCAUGGGUAUUCCUAAUUUCUACACUAUUCCUUGCUUCUCUUCAGAAGAGUCUGAAGAGCCAGACAUCGAUGCAUACGAUACCACUGACGACAAUGAAUCUAUGACCUAUGAGGAGAAAGUUGCAGCGUUAGAUGAGAUCGCGGCGCGCGCGGGAGUUGUUGCGGUUUAUCCAGAUAUUUCUCUAUCCAUCAAAGUGCCUGCUACUCUCUCUAAUUAUACUGCCGCCCCCGCUGCUCAGUCAGGAAACUGCACCUCGCCUGCGCACGACUUGCUUUGGUACAUAACUGGCGAGUAUAUUGCACCGGAUAGCAAAAAGAAGAUAAAAACGCUUGACAUUAAUAUAACAGAUGUUUGGGAUAAAAGCUACACUGGGCAGAAUACAAUUAUUCAAAUGCUCUUGGUCGGUGGCGUUUCCCAAGAUAAUCAGGACAUCUCCGACAGAAUUGACCACACACUCUCACAAAAUUUCACAACUGAGAAUGCAGAUGAAACGUAUAACAUGGGCACAUCUCUAGCUGCUCUUGCUGUUGGGAAUAUAUGUAACGAUUAUGGCGCGGAAGGCAUAUCUCCAGAAUCUAGUCUCAUCGUCAUGGCAUAUAACCAGACAGACGUUCUCCUGUCCGAGCUGCUCCUUGGCCUGUAUCCUGCAGCCUAUCUCAAGUACCUGAACGAAACAGCAUCAGAUACAGAUGCGAGUUACAAGACAUCUGUAAUAGCUACGUCAUUCCUUCUUGACGGUUGCUCUAGUGGAUGUUGUACUAUUUUUGACGACAUCCCCUGGCUAUCUACUGCAAUGAGCGACGGUGCCACAACUAAUUCCGCUGUUUACCUUUUCGCUACAAGCGACGAGGGUCAUACAGAUGCUAAUAUUUAUCCAUUCUUGAGGAGUCCAGGCGCAAUAGUCGUGGGGGCAACGUCUCCUCAAGGAAAACCGGAUGAUGAGACCACAUUUGGGUCUAACAUAGUAUUUUCUGUGCCCGUCAACGGAACAGUUGACAGCACAAAUCUCUCUCUUAUAACAAGUACGACCCCCAGUGCAUGUAACUAUACUGACUCCGAUCAAGCAACUGGCUGUUUGGUUGGGGUCAGCGGCCCAGCAGGGGCUCUCUCUAUUGCUGCUGGAGCUGUUGCCAUAAUUGGACAGGUCAUAAACAAAAACUACAACGUCCGCGACAUCCUACACAUCAUGGCCGUCAGCUCCCAGACUGUCAACAAUAGCACACAGUUUGACGAAAAGAAUGGAUGGGUCCUCAACGACAACGGAUUCUUCUUCAGCAAUAAGUACGGGUUUGGCUUGCUCAAUGUAACGAAGGCAGUUAGCAUCGCCGAGAAUUGGCCUGUGCUUCCAGAUGCCACCUAUGCAACCUUUUCCUACGACGACACCGAAAAACUAGAUGCAGAUGACUCUAUAGAUAUACAUAUUACCGUCCCAGAAAAGAACAUGAUGCGCCUGGAAAGAGUUCAGCUCGCCCUAUCACUCACAACCGGAUUUGCUGGUGACAUUGUCAUAGAUAUAACGUCUCCGGGUGGGACCACAAGUAGAGUUUUGGAUGCCAGGAAGGCGGAUACGUCAGACAGUUUCUCAGACACCGUCUAUCUUCUAACAAACGCCUUCUUUGGAGAGGCUUCUCCUGGAGAUUGGAAAAUUACAAUACACAAUAAGCACGCUGUGUCCUCAGCACAAAUUACCUCUGUCAAGCUCAUGAUUACUGGGGUUGCUCAGACAACUCACUUGACAUUUGCCAAGUCGUACAACAAGAUCUAUUCUGAUAGCACUGUCCAUCUGAAGUGGAGGCCUGCAACUUGCGGUCUUACCUAUGCAUCCACUGUAGACUUCUGGAUCACGGACCGCUUCCACAAUCCAAUUACGCUCAUAGCUUCUAACGUCUCGUAUAGCGAGUACGAGUACAAAUGGGACGCGUUCAAGAUUCCUCUUGAAAAGGAUACCCGUGGUUUCUUUAUGAUGGUGCCUCACAACACUGCUAACAUCACGCCGUACCAAUGGCUUCCGGGAACCGUUUACUCGCCUCUUGUGCGCUUUCAUUUGGCCGAUUCAGAGCCUGCCGCCGGAGCCUUCAUGCGCCCAAGCAUAACAACGGUUGCUACUGUAAGUGCCAUUCUGGCGGCAGCUGCUCUAGUGCUCAAGUAA
This is a messenger RNA of Giardia duodenalis, 2325 nucleotides long. Its product is annotated as Furin/Protein converstase 2. The record is from RefSeq and is a predicted model, not a curated record. Lineage: Eukaryota; Fornicata; Diplomonadida; Hexamitidae. Gene Ontology annotation, cellular component: membrane. Gene Ontology annotation, biological process: protein processing. The transcript has a single exon. Gene Ontology annotation, molecular function: serine-type endopeptidase activity. Bases 1 to 2325 code for a protein of 774 amino acids.